Messenger RNA from Ceratina calcarata, 9315 nucleotides. It is a transcript of the gene jeb, whose product is annotated as low-density lipoprotein receptor domain-containing jelly belly protein. Gene Ontology annotation, molecular function: protein binding; transmembrane receptor protein tyrosine kinase activator activity. The coding region runs from base 5475 to 6527 and encodes 350 amino acids. Gene Ontology annotation, biological process: positive regulation of MAPK cascade. The transcript has 3 exons. The record is from RefSeq and is a predicted model, not a curated record. Gene Ontology annotation, cellular component: terminal bouton. NCBI's taxonomy places the organism in Eukaryota, Metazoa, Arthropoda, Insecta, Hymenoptera, Apidae.
AAUUCGUAAAAUCUUUCUUGUAGAGGACGUCAGUGCCUGCAAAGUAUCAUUGUCGCAAGUUGUAUAUCGUAAAUAAUAACAACGAUAUUAAAGAGGUAGAAAUGUAUGAUUACAUUACGAAAUAACAACAGAAUGCAUUUAUAUUUUUGAAUUUUGGAAAAGGUUGAGUACUAUAUCGCAUUGUAUCGUAUUAUAUUAAAACAGUACGAAAAGCCGAGAUCUGGAGCACAAUGGGGAAAUAGUAUCUGGCCGCUUAUGGACCGCCUGUUAGAUACGACGUUAGACAGAAACGUCGCAGAAACUUAUCGAUGCCUUUAUGUAACUUAACCACGCAGUAUUUGAUAAUAACGUAAUUCUCUUACUUUAAAGACUUCGUCUUCUACAUAUAGAUUUCGAUACAAUUUACCAUAAAGGAAAUGAAUUUGGAUCAAGUUUAAAUAAAACGCAACAAGAGAAGUAUAGGAUUGAGAGAAAAUCAUUUCUGUUUCCUCCCUUGCCUUUAACCGCGAGUGUUUUAUAUCAAUGCAAAUUUGCAAAACGUUAAUAACGUCGUCCCUUUGUCUACAAGAGAAGCCAGGAUCACAAAUUUCAAUAAAAAAGAAGAGUCGGAGAAGCCAUCUUGGUGAACAAUAAAAAGACGGAAAUGAUAGCAACUGUGAAUAUCUGAGAGGUAAAGGCGCGUUGCGACCCGUCGUGCCACGAGAGCAUAAAAAGCAAGAAAAGUCGGGUAAAGCGAUCGCUUUGGAAUGAACGUCUACCUGGCAUAACCUUUCAGGGAUAAAACUUCCAACUGAACAUACAUAUGUACAUACAUAUAUCCGCGUACAUAUAUAUAGACGGAAGGGAUAUCUGGCUUUCUUCCCCGUUUUACGAAUUCUCGCCGGGAUUUUCCUUUUGUUGCCAAGGAAAAGAGGAGCAGUUAUUCAUUUUGUACAUGUCUUAAGGAAACAGUGAACGUUUAUUCCGUAAAGUGACCGAGGAAAUUGUUACGUGAUCAUUCCCGGGAUUAGCAUCUAUUACGUAAGUAAGGUACGGAAUCUUGAAGGAAGUUUCUUCUUAUCAAUAUGCCGAGUAUGGUAAACCCUCCCUAUCAAAAUAUGGAAGCCCGGUUCCGCGAGAUAGGUAUGGAAAUAGGGAAACUUGGUCAAACUGUUCUAAUUAUUGAACUUUACGAGUACUUUGAAACAUGUUGACACCUCGUUUACCGCGAAGUCAUUUCCGAGAACUCGGCACACUGUGAAAUCUGAUAAGUCGACGAUUUAUCAAAUAGUAACCGCGAUUACGUUGUAGAAUUCUCUAAGAAAUUAACGAAUAGCGAACAAUUAUAGUUAAGAACAAUUGUAACUUCAUUAUUCAAUCUGAUAGCAAUCGAGAAAUUGCAAUAGUCAAUUAUCUUGAUUUAUUUAAACGAAUGAACAUAUUUUAAUAUCGUGAAGAAAAUUCUGUGUAUCAAAAAUAAUGUACAUUGCAAUUUGCUAUCUGACUUUAAAGACAUUUCAGUGACACGCAUUAAGAACGUUGUAACAAUCCCAAGUACAAAAGCGCGAUAGUAAUAUGAGAAACAGUUGACAGUAAUUCUCAGCCCUGCGGCGAAGUCUAUUAAAGUCCUAUGCAUUAACCUAAUCAUCCAUUGUUUCGUGGUAUUAAAUCCCACCUAGAGACGUCUAUCACAGCGUGCCGCAAUCGUUCUCGCCUAUUUCCUUAUGUACUUUCGUGAAAGCAAAGUAAAUAACGAUUACCGCGCUUUGUAAAGCGUAUGCAACGCUGAAUGGUGAUGCUCAUCAAUCAAAGCUAGACGUGCUUCGUGCGUCGCGUCGGGAUACGUAUUCCCAAUACGAACGUGUUCGCUCUUGUCGCGUAAAACACGUUUCAACGUCAUAAAGUUUAUUCACACUGUCGUAACACAGAUCAAUGCAGCUUGAAUGGGCGUUGUGCCGCCGUACGUCGAAUCAUUUUUCAACUGAUCCGAUAUUUCAUACGUAAAUGCAAGUAUAUAAAUUCUGAUGAGACCCAUUCAUCAGGUAGAAUUUGUAACGCUAGCCAAAUAACUUUAAACGGGAGAAAUGAUGUUGCCUGUCUACAAACCGAAAAGUUCAUAGUUUACAUAAUAAUACAAACUAUUCCACUAAAAUGUAAUUCUGUAUUGUUUUCGAAAUCUCCUGACACAGAAGUUCGACGCUUUUUAAUUUUGCGUUACCCAUUGAAAUUUUUAAGAAGAAAUUAGAAUCUCAAAAGCGAACUUUUUAGAUGUUUCUUUGCAUCUCUCCAUGAUUGACAGCUGUUAAUUUUACUCAGGAAAACUGUACUGGUAUCCGAAAGAUGUUUGAAGCGAGCUUAUUAAAAUUUUAUGAUCCGCUUUUGGUACUGACUCGCGUACAUCUCAACCGGCGUUAACAGCUGUUAAGCUCGCCGAAACGUUGCCUGAAUCGAGCAGCCAGCCCACGCAUCUCCAAACUCAUACAAUUAAAAACCGACCCCUACAAUCCCCAGACACCGGUUACGUCGCACACAACACCGAGAUUCAAAGAGCACAUUAAAGAACAGCGAAAGAGAGAGACGGAUUGGCUGAAGAUAGAAAGACAGGGAGUGAUAAGAAUGAAAGAAAAAGGCACAAGUGUUAGCAGGUGUGUGCGUCUCAAUGCGGAACGGAAGCGUGAACGAUGCAUGGGGUGGCCUGGGCCGGGUUGCCAGCAAAGAGGAAAAGGGAGAGGACGAGGGUAGACCGGGGUUGAGAAAAGAAGAUCGCCGAUAAGGGUGUCGGUGGUGGGGUGGAUGCGCGGUGUAUUAGACCCGGUGACUCUUGCCGCGCAGCGUGGGAGUUAGUUCUGGUGAGGGCGCCAGCCAGCUCACUCGCUAAACUAACCCACCGUCCCAACCCUUCGAUCCUCCAUCCCUCGACCUUCGGCCAACAAAGCAACAUCCACGGCCGCAACCUCCUUUUCACCGACUCCGCCAGUAGCCGCCGUUUUUUCGCGACUUCUUGCCCCGGCCAAAAAGGACACGAGACCCGGCUGGUGACGACAACGCUUCGGUCAUCGCGUAAGACACGGGCACCCACGUAACUACCCGCUUCGCGUCUACCCAACUGAAACCCAGAACCACCAGUAGAACUCCGCUCGGCGAGGCGAGCAUGCGACGGUAGAAAAGAAGCCGAUCGAGGAGGAACGUAGCUCGUCGUAGACAGUGAUCGUUGUCAACUAGGAAGCGAGGGACGAUCGGGAGCUAUAAACAAGUCGAAGAGGAUCGGCUUUCUUUCAAGAAGUCGAAGAGUUUUAAGAAAUCGCGCGAGGAAUCGAGCCGGACGUCAUCGUCGUCGGGAGGCCGGACAGAAAGCUUCUCGAACGAGUGUUGAGAAACUGGUGUCCGCACCAUAUUGUGUUUACGUGAUCGGGGAACAGGUGUCCCGGCCCGUCGGCGAUGACCGAACUUGGAAACGUGGUGCUCGCGACAGGGGAAACGAUCUAAUUCUUCGAGGAUCACGAGCGAACUAGGAACGAGUACAUCCGAGGACGUGGUAAAACGCUGCCAGUGCCAGUCUCGAAGAGUUCGUCAGGAAGAUCGGUUGGGGGCUUCGAGGAAGUGUCAUGUGUAACAGGGAACGGAGGAGUUGUGAGACAAGGACAAUUGUCUGUUAACGAAUUGCAUGAGAAAAGGGUCCAGGAGAAGCCAGAGAAGGUUUCGCAGCAGGCAGUCACAGAAGCAAGUAUUUCGCACAACAAUAAUAAUAAGAAAAAGAAACGAAAAGCUAUACACGUUAAGGCGCGCUUGUUAAGCUACACACACGUAUCGGCACUCUGAGUAAUGCUCCGCAACUGCACCCUUAUCCGAUAAUUUCUCUCUCUCUAUAUAUAUACAUACACCUGUGCGUGCAUAUUAUAUAUUACAUGUCUACACGUCACACUCUCUCUUUCUACAUACACCUUUUUGUUCUCUGUUCUCACACGCGUCGUCUGUGUCGUGUCAAACGUCUACCUAUCUAUGAUCGAUGUGUGUGCGUGUGCGUGUGUGCACUGUGUAUUUACUUGUUCACCGUUUCCGCUACUUCGAGUGUCACGAGCGACCAGCUGCGUCGACUAAUUAAUACCCUUUCCCCCUUUCACACCGGGAAAGUACGGUUUUGCACAUUUUUCGGGCACCUGUUGAUCUCUCUCGUACUACAUAGCCACUUUUCCGCACUCUAAAGUUGUCCGGGGAAUUCGAUGUCACAUCUUUCUCUUUCUAUCUCUGCACGCCGUCUCGCACGUAGAGAAUGGCUUCCUCGCACCGGCACCAAAAAAGCACCGUGUCGUGAAAACCGCUGAACAGCAUGGAAACCGAUUGGAACCGGCCUCGACUCGAUAUCAGUAAAUGUCACGGUUGCCUCCUGGCAAGCGAGUAGAACCAGCGGGGGAGCCGGACGGAUCGGCAGCGUUCCUCGCGGAAUCCCGGAACUUGGAACUUGCCGUGAAAACGUGUUCGAGAGACAGAGGGUGGAGCACUUAGCAUGUUAGCAUAAAGGUCGAUCGUUCGAUUCGAUAAGGGGAAGCAAUCGUCAUGCGGGGAAUAGGAAGAGGCGGCGAGGGUGAACCCAGAAGGCCCAGGAGAAAGAUAGUCGAAUCACGAGCACGUAACCAUGGCCGAUCGAUCGGGUUUCAUUGUUGCCCGCACUGUGCACCUUGUUACGAGCACCUUGAAAGCAUCUGCGAGCACCGCUGGCACCGCCGAUCACCCUCGGCAGACAAUAAUUAAACGAGACACACGCGCCAGCACCCUCAUCAUCAUCACCACCAAAAUCAACCAGCACAGGCUGAAAGAUCUGUCGUGUUUUCUUUACACUAACGACCUGAUUUUCAGGACGCGGAAAUCGUCGAGUGCCUGACUCAGGUUGAAUCAGCGUUGGGAAGGAAUUUUGCGGGAAAUGCGGGGCUAGCGAAAUCCCGCGGGAACCGUGGAUCAAACCGAGUCGAGAACAGAGAAAGGACACGCGCGCCCCUGCGUGCCUGCGUGUGUGUGUGUGUGUGCUCGUCCUUUUUUUCUCUCUUGCCCGCUCCUUCCCACCGUGAAGAACGCUUAGACGUUCGAUGAGAAAGCGGACGGUAGCUGGGAAACGGAGAACGAGAGUAACCGAACGUGUUUAAGAAUCGUCGUCUCCCAUGUGACGAAGCCUACGCGGUUAUCGAUUGAUCGCCGGUCAUCGCUCAUCGUCCGCGUUUUCUUCCCUCGCUCGCGUCCCCCCCACCCUACGAAGUCGUUCUUCUCCUCCCCCGCACAGCUAAACGAAAAGUCGGCCUAAAACUCAGAGUUGUGCCUUUCAAUUGGCGAGCAACCAUUGGACGUGCAACCUGUAGCAUCGCGUUCGAUAGAAGAUCGGCGCAGAGAGGAAAUAGACUAAAGAAACUAGAGAUACAGAGGAAACGAUCGAAGCUGAGAAACGGUGAAAGAAGCGAGCGAUCAACCAAACCCGGUUGAAUCCCGGUGAAACGCAACGCAUACAUAUGAUGGCGGUUUGCAUGUUCUGGCUUCUCACGUACGUGGGACAAGGUCUGGACCUGGCCGUCGGCAAUCGCCCAGUGAUCGUACCGCAGGACCAGCAGGACUACCGGCACGGCGGUAUCCGUAGGAAGAGCGAACUGAACUCAGUCGGCAAUAACCUGUUGCUACUCAACCCUGACGCGUCGUCUCGCCGGGACGAUCUUUCCAAUUGGUUACUAUUGAACGAAGAGAUGCGGAUGUCGUCGUGGACGCCGUACUUACCGUUCAUCGACGAUAUGAUGAGGGAUUCUAGAGAGACGAUGUUGUUCGCACCGGCGAUGAUGAACGUGCUUAACUCGAAGUACGCGAACACCGGCACGCAGCCAGGCGAACCGGUCGGCGGCCCGUUGCUGAGUCCGCGUGGAAAGAAGCUGAGGAUCGAUUGUAGACAUUCGAAGAAUAUGGUUAGCCUGCCUAUUAUACUUUUAAAACAAUGCGACGAGGAGACUGGCCGGAGGAGUGUCCAGGCGGAAACUAGACAAUCGCUCUAUGACGAUCUAUUCGAUCAGAAGAUGAGCACUAUAGGUGCGAACCUGAAGACUGACCCGAACUCGAAGCAGCGGGAUUAUCAGAACGGGCCCGCAUUCUUGCCGAGGCUGCCGUUCGGUUUCGACAGAGGAAAGAGGGGCCAAAUGCCUGUAGGGCGUCGCUCCAUCGCCGUCCCCGGAGAGUCGAACCAACAUCUAGCUCAACCGCCGUCGUCCCCCGGGAACGGCAUCAACAUUGCUUCUCAACUUAUGCUGAGAUCCAUCAGGGGAAGCAUACAAUUCGAUGUCCCACAAAUCGAGUGUCCAAUCUCGGACGAGGGGAUGGAAAGGUUCGCAUGUCCCACGGCGGACAGAAUGGGAAGAUACCAUUGCAUCGACGAUCACGCCUUAUGCGACGGUUUCAUAGACUGCCCUACAGGCGAGGACGAGGAUAGGCAAGCCUGCAUGUUUUACAAAACUCUUUGCUCAUGUUGCACCCAAUUGCGCGCCUCUCAGGACUCUGAGAGCCUUUCAAAUACUCGAACUUAAUCCUCGUUUAACCGGGAAUCUCAAUUUACGCCGUUUAACGGUAAGAGAGUGUAGAUCUGUAAGAAACCUCGUCUUCCAACGUACUUUGUAGCCGUUGCAACGAAGGCGUUGAGCUUAGCUUUUCUGCCAGCUUUCCCGACGGUAGAAAAAACAACCGACCGGAUGGAAGGUGGUGAGGCAGAGAUAGAAAAGGGGGAUAGAAAGAAAACAAUUGCUUCUGAUUUCCACGAGGAUACACGUGCGGAAGGUGGGCGCGACGCGACGGGGGAACGCGAGUCGAUGAAUGAGAGAGAUUAGACCCGCUCCGUGGCUACUUGCACCGUUGCCGUCGCGUCGCUCGUAGAGAUAAGUUUCACGCAAAAGUACGCUCGAAAAGUGGAACGAGUACACAAAGGCUGAUGAGCUUGAAAUACGUGAAACGCGAGUUCCUUGGAUGAAAGGUUUCCAGACAACACUCGGAAUUAAUGAGAUGUAUAGAUUGACCAAGUUCCUCUUUUUUCCUCUGCGAAGCGUUCCUCUUAAUCAUGAACCUUUUACAUAGAAAUCAUAAUUAAGCAUUUCAAGUAAACAGCAGUAUAAGAAACAAGUCAAUAAAUCUCCUGUCCUGUACUUUUCAUUGUUCAACUCUCUGAGUUCCCAAGAUUACUGCUUCAUUAAACAGAGUACAUUGAAUUAAUUUUAUUUCUGAGAAACCUGAAUGUGGAACAGAAGUAAAGAAUUUAUGAACAGAAUGAUAGACAAUACAAAAGCAGAUACAAUCUAGUCAACAUGCAAUACAAUUACAUUUGCAAAUACAAAUUGCAAAUAGAAUAUGAAGGUACAAUUUUAAUCGUAAGUUUUCUUCAACAUCAAUUGAAGAAUAGUAUUGAACUCUUUAGAGAUUGAAAGACGAACAUUGGUACGUGAAACUAACGUUACACAUUAGUAUGAUUAUUAUAGAUUUAUGAUACAACCAUUUCAUUUAACGUAAAGAACAUAACACAGACAGCGACAACAUCUCUGAGGAACAAAUGCGAGUUUAAACUUACACAUUAAUUACAUAAACACGCUACUCACGAUCAUACUUUGCCAACGUUCCACCGAUGAACUAAGUUAAAACGAGUCAGUCAAUCUAUCAAAAAUAUUUACUUUCCACCUGGAGUACUUUCAACUCACUGUUGAGCUUGACUAUCUUCUUUUUAUCAAACGUUGUAAUGGACUUGGUGAAAUUUAUAAAAGGCGAGGGAAACAGUUUGUGUGAACUCAGCAGUCUUGCACUUCUGUGUAACGUACCUCAUUAAAUAAGAGAGUUUCUACUAAGCUACGAUACUGACUACAGAGAGGACUGUUCACUAUGAAGUGUGCAAACACUUAAUUAAUUAAUAGUAACAUGCAACACAAUUACGAAUGGCGAUUGUUUAUUUCGCAGUAACUGCACACUAUUAUUACCGAGUGUACGCAUCAAUAUUAAAUCGUCAUUGAAAGCAGCUUAAUGAUGCAACGCAAUUCAGUAUUUUGUGGCGAACGUUAUAAAAAACUUUUAUGCACUUUCCGUAAUUAUACAAACUUCUCUCGGUGAACGAAGUUACGACUUGUUUCCAUUAUGAAACUAAAUAAAUUUAGUAGUUACAAAGUAUGAUGAAAAUUCUGUUACGGGAUUCCGCGUAGAGAUUGUUCGGUAAGGAUCUACCCAGAUUAAUCGCGUAUUAAAAAUCAAAUGAAACUGUACAAACAGUUAGUUAAUUAAGUAGGAAAUCGAUCUACAAUCUAUGUGCCAAACAGUUUCCAUUUGGUUGCGCGGCGUACAGAAACGUAUCCCGGUAUCUACAAUUUAAAUUAUGUGUAUUCCACGACAGGAUAAGCAAAUAGUCGAUCGCUCCCGCACGGUGUAUCCACUUGUUUCAUUUGGCAAACAAUAUCGGAGUCAUAAUUCGCUUAAUCAAUAGUGCGCCUCUUACGAACCGUUUAACGUAACUGGCAAACAGGAGGGGAAGUAUAAAACGAGAUAAAGGGAAAAGGGAAAAACAGUAACGUACCAGAGGGAAAUCUGAGCAAUGUCUCGCCCUCUCGCGGAUUUAUCAUCCCUAACAUCCGGCGAACGGUUGACCUUUCCCUCCGGGUGAUUCUGGCCCCCGGUUUCACCGCCGCCUCUUUGAAAUCGAUAUUCGCUUCUUUUCCUUCCGGCUGCCUGGCCGAGCCGCGCCGCGCGCCGCCGUCGCCACUCUCUCUCUGUUCUCUGCUACCCCCGGCUCUCCUAGUUCCCGUCGGAACGGAAAGACUGGUACGCAGAACGGAAACGGGACUGGCUGCGUGUUGUCGAAACGGGGAACUGGCCCGAUCGGCGUGGGCGUUUCACGGGAACUGAUUAAAAGUCAGACGCGACCGACUCGCGCGGCGAAUUGGAUUUUCUUCGACGUACCGCCGAACUUGCGCGCAGACGUUAAAGGAAAAUGUUCCCGAACUAAGGAGUUUAAUCAAUUCUCUAUUGUGCGACGAGCGGGGUUCGAAAUGCCUCCUUGCAACAAUUUUUUAAUGAAACUUUGCUCUAUGCUCAAAUUAUCUCCUCCGAUCGUCAUGUUUUAUUCUCUUAUGAUUAAAAGACUAUAAACGAUAAAUGUUUUCUUCCCAUUUCUCCGUAUCUUAAAUAAUGAGAUUCACCGUAGAUAUUUCUAUCGUUUCAUUGUUAAAAUUCAUAGUAAAUGUAACUUUGCUAGCUCGUGCAGAAACGUCGUUCGACGGGGCUGCGUUCGACGUUUGCGAUCUUGCAAGCGCUGCUCUAUCAGAAGCAAACGUUUGUUCUCUGUCUCUG